AUGGCGGUGGAUGGCGAGGAUACAGUGAUUGACAAUAAAGAUGGCUGUCGCGUUAGCUACGGUCCGCCUAUGAACGGCGCGACAAUACCUGUUUCACGACGCCGCCGUCUACUCCUCUCGACUGACAGCGCCUUCGCUGAUACCGUGCUUCCCUCGCUGGUUCAAAAUCCAUAUAUCGAGCUGCGCUUGAUCACCGACGAACCCUCUGCUCUGCUGGCCGGCACGAACAAGAUACCGCAUUACAUGGAUACAGUGGAUGGACAAACUUUUGAUAAAAAGACCGGUGCACGGAAAUGGCUCAAGGCAAAAACAGCUGAGCUCUGCGAGUGGGCUGAUAUGCUACUUGUUGCCCCCAUCGAUGCUGGGGCCCUCGGAUCUAUGUUGGCGGGGUUGACCAACACCUUGACCUUGGCACUUUUGCGUGGCUGGGUCUCGACCAAGCCUGUGAUUCUCAUCCCAGGGAUGACUGUCUCAGAAUGGGAUAAUCCCUUGACUCGCCGACAGCUCGAUGAGCUUAGCCGAUAUUGGACAUGGGUCUACAUAGUGAAGCCUGUGCUUUGGAAGUCUAACGGGCCUGAGGAUCUGACAACUUUGCCAUGGGACGGGUUGACAGACCUACAUACUACAAUUGAACUCGCGUUUCAAAUACCCUCGAUGGCUGCGGGUUUGGCUACCGCAUCCUCAGGAAAGGGCAAAUCUACCACGACCCAACAAUCCUCGAAAGUGCCACAAUCAUCGGCAUCUGGCAAUAACAGUGUAUCGGCCUUGAAAGAUAGGCAGACCCACUGGCUAAACUCCGAAACUAAAGCUCGGCCGUGGGAAUUACAAGCCAUCUUCCGGUCCCCCCAAGAAUGGCAAAGCCAUUUAUUGAAAAUGUCCACCCCUGCUUCCCUUGAAUAUACAAUCCUUCGAGGCUCCUUUGCCGCUAUCAAGAAACGUAUCGACGCCCUUCCUCGAUGGAAGCCUUUGUCAGACCUUGCCUGCCAUCUCAUUGUGAAAUUUUCGCGAACCGAUAUCCUCACUUAUCUAACUGAAAAUCACCUGGAUCUUUUAUGUACAACAUCACGCCUCACCAAUAUACCCUAUCGCGCAUCUGCAAUCUACGGCAAUCCGACAGUUUUGACAUGGUGGCGCGAUACGCCUGAUCUUCCCAACAAAGAGCACAUGGCCGAUGCCAUGGACGGCGCAUCCAGAGCUGGGUUCACCCAUGUGCUAGACUGGUGGCUCCAUUCCGGGCUUCCGCUCCGGUACAGCGAACGUGCGCUUGAGUCAGCCAGUGCCGAGGGCCGGGUCGCCGUUCUUGACUGGUGGAAAGCAGCAUCAGCCAAUGCCCCACGCCUCAAGCUUCCAAUGAAAGUUGGGAAAUCCGUUCUUCUCGCAGCGCAAUCUGGUCGCACGGCAUCUUUAGCAUGGUGGGAUGCGUCAGGAAUCCCAUAUAGUCACGCUGAAAACGUUGCCCGGAUUGCUAGUACACAUGGCCAUGUUCACGUGCUCGAUUUCUGGUACCGCCUCAAGGGACCAAAGAUGAUUUUCGACAAUCAAGUCCUUGUCGGUCCAACUAAGAACGGCCACGAUCAUGUUCUACAGUGGUGGAAAGACUGCGGUCUUCGUGUCGAGUUCAAAACCUGCGACAUUGAAGAAGCUCUAGAGGACGCAGUCUCCGGUGCUGACGUCCGCGUCCGCGCCUGGUGGGAACGGAAUGGCCUCAAUCUAGGUCUUGGAACAAGGGAAUGGAUGAAGCCAAAGGUGCUUUAA
Messenger RNA from Penicillium odoratum, 1755 nucleotides. RefSeq lists its product as uncharacterized. Gene Ontology annotation, molecular function: phosphopantothenoylcysteine decarboxylase activity; FMN binding. NCBI's taxonomy places the organism in Eukaryota, Fungi, Ascomycota, Eurotiomycetes, Eurotiales, Aspergillaceae. The record is from RefSeq and is a predicted model, not a curated record. The transcript has 2 exons. Gene Ontology annotation, biological process: coenzyme A biosynthetic process. Gene Ontology annotation, cellular component: phosphopantothenoylcysteine decarboxylase complex. The coding region runs from base 1 to 1755 and encodes 584 amino acids.